AGUGACGUCAGCCCUAUCACUUGUGGAUAGUGAAAAGACGCCGCAGUCCGCGUCUAUUCUGCAGUGAGCCGGUCCUUCACCUGGAUACCAAAACAACACGUCUCCCGUUAUCCAAGGAUGUUUUCGGUUACGCUGGCUCUGUUUUUAUGAAAUCACAACAACACUGUGUCGUUCUUUCUUCGCGAUAUGCACGAUGAGUAUUAGCCAGCCGGUCGAGUAGAGGGUCCCUUACAUCCCACCUGCAGUCAUGAAUGUUGGUUUUAAUAUUUGGGCUAUAACUCCAGAAGAAAGGGGGAAACAUGACAAACAGUUUGACUCUCUGGCUCCCACUCUGGGUUAUUUGUCAGGAGAUCAAGCACGAAAGUUCUUCCUACAAUCUGGUCUUCCCACAGCAGUCCUAGCAGACAUCUGGGCAUUGGCGGAUAUAGGAAAGGAUGGGAAGAUGGACAGAUUAGAGUUCUCCAUUGCAAUGAAACUAAUUAAACUGCAGCUGCAGGGUCAACCCCUCCCGUCCAGCCUGCCAAUCAUCAUGAAGCAGACGCCUACCCCUGCUAUGACACCAUCAUCACGCUUUGGUAUGGGCUCCAUGCCAAAUCUGUCUGCCAUGUCAGUGAUGCCCAUCCUAACUGCCUUCCCCGCAGCCCCUGCUAUGACCCCUUUGGUUCCUGUGCCCACCCUGAUAUCAGGACCAUUGCCUCAGAUGCCCAGCUCUCUCAGUGUGCCAGCUUUACCUAACGGCAAUGCAAAUCUCCUCACACCAACACCAGCAUUCCCAGUCUCCAGUGGAUUGAGUAAAUCUCACUCUCUCUUGGACCUUGGCUCUAGCAGUUCAAACUCUUCUUCCACCACCUCCCUUGCGAGUAAUUCCCCCAAAAUGAAUGCAUCUGAUUGGGCGGUGCCUCAGUCGUCCCGUCUGAAAUACAGACAGCAGUUCAACAGUCUAGACAAGUUGAUGAGUGGAUACCUGUCAGGUCCCCAGGUCAGAAAUGCCCUCACAGCAUCAAACCUCACACAAACACAGCUUGCCACCAUAUGGGCUCUUGCUGAUGUAGAUCGUGAUGGGCAGUUGAGAGCGGAAGAGUUUAUUCUAGCAAUGCACCUGGUUGAUAUGGCCAAGACUGGGCGGCCCUUACCUCUGACUCUACCUUCUGAUCUUGUGCCACCUUCACUCAGACAAGCAAAGUCAUGUGACCUGCUGAACGGACCUGUUCCUUUGAUUAACACUGAGCUGAUUGAGCCAGAACAUCAACAGAAAAGCAAGAGUAAUGUGUCAUUUGAGGAUAAACUAAAGGAGAAUUUCCAGAGAGGAAACGCAGAGCUGGAAAAACGACGUCUGGCUCUGCAAGAGGAACAAAAGAGAGAGGAGGAGAGGAGGAGAGAAGAGGAGAGACGAGAGGAGGAGAGGAGACGACAGAAGGAGAGGGAGGAAAGAGAACAAAAGGAGAGAGAAGCCCGGGAGAUGGAGCUGAGGAGACAGAGGGAGGAGGAGAGGAGGAUAGAGAGGCAGAGAGAGCUGGAACGACAGAGAGAAGAAGAAAGACUGAAAGAAUUAGAGCGACGAGAGGCAACGGAGCGUCAGAGGCGAAUGGAAUGGGAGAAGAGUAAACGAGUGGAGCUUCAGACACAGAGAGAAAAAGAGCAGAGUGACAUACAGAGACUUAAAGACAGGAAAAGGAGUCUUGAGAUGGAGCUGGAGGCGGUGGGUAACAAGCAUAAGCAGAUCUCUGAUAGGCUGCGGGAUGCCAAGAGUAAGAGUCAGAUCCAGAGGACCGAGCUAGACCUUAUUAAUCAGAAGAGAGAUAGUCGUAUUACAGAUAUCAAUUCCCUACAGUUGCAAUUUGAGGAAAUUCAGAGGCAGCUGAGUCGUCUUGGUCCUGAGAAGCAGCGACUGACAGAGAGACUUCUAAAUCUUACCCAAAACAACUCAAGUCCUUUGAUAAAUGAUGUGAAACAGAGUUUGUGCGAGAAAGAUCUGAGCUGUCGGAAGCUAAAGGAGCAGCUGGAUGUUUUGGAGAGAGAGACCACUGCGAAACUCUCACAAAUGGAGCAGUACAACAGAGAAAUCAAGUUUGUAGAAAUGGAUGACUGUGUGCUUCAAGGACUUCUCUCUUUGCUGGGCUGCCUAACCAAUCUCUUCCUUCUAAUAAAGGACUUGAGACAGAGGCAGAGUCAGCAGCAGGACGUCCUAGAGCAGCUCAGGAGGGUGAGAUCUGAGAAACUCAAAGAGCUACAGAGACACAGGAAAGAAGAGGAGGAGAGGAAGAGGAAGAAAGAGGAGGAGGAGAGGAAGAUGAAGAAAGAGGAGGAGGAGAGGAAGAGGAAGAAAGAGGAGGAAGAGAGGAAGAGGAAGAAAGAAGAGGAGGAGAAGCAGGAGGAAGCAGAGCGUCAGAGGAUGCUUGCCCAGGAGCGAGAAGCCAAACUCAGGGAAGAACAGCAACGUCAGGCCCAAGCCCGACUUCAGGAAGCCCAGGAGCAGGCACGAGAGAAAGAAGAAAAGAGGAGGGCGGAGGAAAGAGAGAGGGAGGAGAAGGGAGGAGAAAGGAAUGAACUGGCUCUAAACACUCAGCCCUCCAUGACAUACAAUAUCACAGAGAACAAAAGCUUGCAGCCAGUGGUGACUACUGAAGCUACAUGUGCUGCCCUCACCACCUACAGAGCUCUCUAUCCCUUCACAGCACGCAACUCUGACGAGCUCACACUGGAGGCAGACUGUCUGAUCGAGGUAGAUGAAUCAACAGUUAGAGAGACCGGCUGGCUGUAUGGGAGUUACCGUGGUAACAGCGGCUGGUUUCCAGAGAGUUAUGCUGAGAGAUGCAGUAAAGGCACUCAGACUGAAUGGACUGCAACGAAUUCACAAUCCACAGCGCCCUCUACCAACUACCCUGGAAUUCCUCGGGUGGAUAUAGAAGGACCAACACCAACACACACACCAGUGUCUUCAAACACACAGCACUCACAGGCUGUAGCUCUGUGUGAAUGGAGCGCUAAGACUGACAGUCACCUGGGCUUCUCUAAAGAUGACAUCAUCACAGUUCUGGAGAAGCAGGAGAACUGGUGCUACGGAGAGCUCAACGAGAGCCGGGGCUGGUUCCCUUGCUCAUAUGUCUCCAUGGUUAUCACCAAUAACACACAAACCGAGCCGUUAUAUUCUACUGUGGAUGAGAUAGAACUUUCAGAUUCUGGUCGGUUUGAGGAGUAUGUGGCUCUGUACACAUAUGAGAGUCCAGAGUCAGGUGACCUGACAUUCUGUGCAGAUGAUGUUGUCCUGGUAACAGAGAGGGAAGGAGAAUGGUGGAGAGGGUGCAUCGGUGACCAGUCUGGCCUCUUCCCUUCCAACUAUGUUAAACCCAAAGAGCCUGAUACUGCCAAUCCUGGAGUUCCUGGUAAAAAGCCAGAGAUUGCUCAGGUGACUACGGCCAAUGCUGCCAAAACACCAGAACAACUAAGUCUGACACCUGGUCAGCUUAUUGUGGUGCUGCAUAAGAACUCUAACAGCUGGUGGCUGGGUGAACUACAGGCACGGGGUAAAAAGCGUAAAAAGGGCUGGUUCCACUCUUCUAAUGUCAGAUUAUUGGAGGCCAAUAGCGGAAAAAUAACUCCAGCAUCUCAGCCAUUGUGUCAGGUUAUUGCAAUGUAUGACUACAAAGCAGCCAAUAAGGAUGAGAUGAGCUUCCAGAAAGGUCAGCUGAUCACCGUACUCAACAAGGACAACCCUGACUGGUGGAAAGGAGAGGUCGCUGGGCUCAUAGGGCUGUUUCCAACUAAUUAUGUGAAGAUGACCACAGAAUGUGAUCCCAGCCAGCAAUGGUGUGCUGAUCUGCUCAGUUUAGACACUAUGGGCUCUGAGGAGAGGAAGAGGCAAGGCUACAUCCAUGAGCUCAUUCAGACAGAAGAGUCCUAUCUGGAGGACCUGGAACUGGCACUAGAGGUGUUCUAUAAGCCAAUGGCAGAGUCUGGGCGACUGACGGAGGCUGAGAUGAGCAUGAUCUUUGUGAACUGGCGGGAAUUGAUCAUGUGCAGCACCAAACUCCUAAAAGCUCUGCGUGUCCGUAAGAAGAUGGCUGGAGAGCGGAUGCCGGUGCAGGUGGUGGGUGAUAUUCUGUCCUCAGAGCUCUCUCACAUGCAGGCCUACAUUCGCUUCUGCAGCUGCCAGCUCAAUGCUGCGGCCCUGCUGCAGCAGAAAACAGACAAAUCAGCUGACUUCAAACUCUUCCUGAAGAAAAUUGCCAGUAAUUACCGCUGUAAAGGAAUGCCACUGUCCAGCUUCCUCCUGAAACCCAUGCAGAGAAUCACACGCUACCCACUGCUGAUCAAGAACAUUCUGGAGAAUACCCCUUCAACUCAUGCAGAUCACGCAAACCUGCAGGCGGCACUGGAGCAGGCCGAGGAGUUGUGCUCACAGGUGAACGAGGGCGUGAGAGAGAAGGAAAACUCUGACCGGCUGGAAUGGAUCCAGAACCAUGUGCUGUGUGAUGGAGUCAUUGAGCACCUCGUUUUUAACUCUCUGACGAACUGCCUGGGCCCUCGAAAACUGCUGCACAGCGGCAAACUACAUAAGACCAAGAGCAGCAAGGAGCUUUGGGCCUUCCUGUUUAACGACUUCCUGCUCCUCACCUACACCUCCAAACAGUUCUCAUCUGGGCCUGACAAACUCUUCAAUCCCAACUCAAAUGCACAGUACAAGAUGUAUAAAACGCCAGUGUUUCUGAAUGAAGUCUUGGUAAAAAUGCCCUCUGACCCUUCCAGUGAUGAUCCAGUUUUUCACAUCUCACACAUUGAUCGCGUUUACACUCUUAAGGCUGACAGCAUUUAUGAGAGGACUACAUGGGUACAGAAGAUCAAAGCAGCAUCUGACAACUUCAUAGAGACUGAGAAGCUGAAAAGAGAGAAAGCAUACCAAGCUCGCUCACAGAAGAACAGUGGAAUCGGGCGACUGUUGGUAACGGUCCUGGAGGCGACAGAGUUGAAGCCCUGCAAACCAAACGGGAAGAGUAACCCAUACUGUGAGCUAACCAUGGGUGCCCAGUGCUACACGUCCCGCCAUCAGCCCGACACGCUCAACCCCAAAUGGAACUUCAACUGCCACUUCUUCAUCAAAGACCUGUAUCAGGACGUCCUCUGCCUCACCAUCUUUGAGAGGGACCAGUUCUCUCCAGACGAUUUUCUAGGUCGUACUGAAGUUCCUGUAGCAACAAUAAAAAAGGAUCAAGAUGGUAAAGGUCCACUGGCACGUCGUCUGCUGCUUCAUGAAGUUCCAACUGGAGAGGUCAAAGUGCGGCUUGACCUGCAGCUCUAUGAUCAAACACCUCACCCGUGAACUCCACAUCUGUUUCAUUAGCAGUACAACAUUUAAUAGCUCACAUAAGAAAAGUUUAUUCAUUAGUGUUCAUUUUUAAAAGUAUAGGAAUGCCUCUGUACACUUUUGACAUUAUAAAAGUUGAACCACUUAGCAUAUGUUUAUAUGCAGUGAAAUAGAAGCUGGUAGUCUCAUAUUUACUCUAACACAUGCUUGAUGUUGUAUAAUGGGGAACAUUGGGUAAUAAAAUGAUGAUUGUUUGGGACAGGAACUGGUUUUUACUUUGAAAUCUGUACAUUUUUAAAGUGCAUUAGUAAUCUGUACUGUAGUUUCUUAUGUCACCGAAAUUGCUGAAAUUCAAUCAUACAUGUGCUUCCCUAACCUGUUUCCGGAGCCCUUCAGCACGUUUAAUUGUUUUAUUAUUAAAUACUGAAGCACAGUUUUAAAACACUGUAAUAUAUUUAAUUAUAUAAAGACUAAAUUAUAUAUAAUGUUAUCUGAAAUUUUGUGACGCAACACAAAUUAUGCUUUACAUUCCUAAUUGUACAAAUUUAGGGAAUGUAUAAUAUGGAAGAAUGUAUAAUAUGGGUCUUAUGGGUUUCCUUUGAUGAUUUUAAUAACAGCAUUUGGUUUUAUGAACAGACUGGAUCUGGAUGUUGUACAUUUGAGUUGUUGAUGAUGAAUGUCAAAAGUUUGUGUGUUAUUUGUUCUGUUUUGUUAUUUGUUUAAUGCAUAAUUGUAUAAACAUCCAUAGGAAUAGAUUAUUGUAUGGGUUUGGGUACAAUUCAUAUACACCAAAGACAAAAAUAAAAACGGAGAAUGUUGACAAUG
Molecule: messenger RNA, 6127 nt
Organism: Cyprinus carpio (common carp)
Lineage: Eukaryota; Metazoa; Chordata; Actinopteri; Cypriniformes; Cyprinidae
Product: intersectin 2a
Exons: 40
Coding region: 248-5317 (1689 amino acids)
Biological process (GO): intracellular signal transduction; positive regulation of Rho protein signal transduction
Molecular function (GO): protein binding; guanyl-nucleotide exchange factor activity; calcium ion binding
Source: RefSeq, a predicted model, not a curated record